Messenger RNA from Thalassophryne amazonica, 3860 nucleotides. RefSeq names its product OX-2 membrane glycoprotein-like. The coding region runs from base 40 to 864 and encodes 274 amino acids. NCBI's taxonomy places the organism in Eukaryota, Metazoa, Chordata, Actinopteri, Batrachoidiformes, Batrachoididae. Gene Ontology annotation, molecular function: cell-cell adhesion mediator activity. The record is from RefSeq and is a predicted model, not a curated record. The transcript has 6 exons.
AGGAGAGCUCAGAGUCAGAACUGAAAGUAUGAGCACAACAUGGAUCAGGUUUGGCUGCUCCUGUGGUUUUUGCUGUCUGAAGUUUCAGGAUCAGAGAUCAUUGCUCGUGGCGACCAAACAGCUGGUUUUGGUGAUGACGUGCAUUAUAUGUGUGUACUGCCAAACCCUACAGGUGUUCUGCAGGUGACAUGGCAGAGACUGUUUAAUGACGCCACCAUCGAGAACUUAGCAGCCUACAGCACACGGUUUGGACAACAAGUAAACAACCCUUACCAAAAUAAAGUGAUCUUCACAGAAGCAUCAUUGAACUCAACAUCCAUCACUGUGAAGAACGUGACAUGGGCAGACGAAAGCUGUUACGUUUGUUCUUUCAACGUAUAUCCUGAUGGCUCGAAAAAGAAGCACAUUUGUCUCCAGGUGCAAGGUAUAUCCAGCAUAAAAACAGAUGUGCAGAAGGUUCUCGGCUCUAGAAAUGAAGACGGUGUGAAAGCUGUGUUGAGCUGCUCUGCUUCAGGCAAACCGGCCCCAACUAUUAAGUGGAACUUUCCACCUCACACCUCUUCAGACGGACUGCAGACCAUCACAGUACAGAACAAAGACCAUGUGUUUACCAGCACCAGUAAUGUCACUGUGCAUGUGUCCUCAAACUGGUACGGACAUGUCGAGUGUCUCAUCAACAGCGGAAUGAGGGGACAGAAACAGCAGCGGCUCAUCCUGCCCUGGCAUGAAGAUAACAACAAAGAGGGAACAAUACCUUCUGCACUUGUGUUCACAGUUAUUGCUGUUGGGAUUAUAUGCAUUAUCAUCAUUACUGCUGUUCUUGUGAGGAAAAAAUGGUUUCAGAAAAACAGAUCAGUUGUUUGACGCUUCUGAGCAGCGCUCUGACAUCCACGUUUAACCAUACCCACGGUGGCUGUAUGUUUUUAUGACUUGUAUCUUUAUACCAGUGAGUUAAGCUAAAAGGAUCCUGUGCAAAAAUCUUAUGCAACUGUAGCAAGGUGAAGUCCAGACUGAGAAUAUGUUCCUGCUAACUUGCCUAGCAGGAACAUAUUUUCAGUCUGGACAAAGAUAGGUCCUUCGGUCACAAACGCUUGUGACCGGAGGACCUAUCAUUGUGGCCAGGGUGGCGGUGGGAUUUUUGUGACCAGGUGACUUAUGUUUGUGGCCCAGAUGACGAUUGGAUUCGAACACCAGACUCCUUGAACUGAAGACCAAAACUCUACCAAGUCAGCCAAAGCGGAAUUCCCUGCUAGCCAAACUAGCAGGAAGAUAUUUUCAAUCUGGACUUAACCUUGCUACACAACAUUUUAGAUAAAGCAAAAAUGCUGCUAGAAAAUGUAGAUCUUCUGAAUAUAAAUUAAUUUAGAGUGCUGAGAAUUAAAGACUAAGCUCAUCACAUUUGUCUGUCUGUAUGUGGCCCUGCGAUAGACUGGCGUCCUGUCCAGGGUGUACCCCGCCUCUCACCCUAUGACUGCUGGAAUAGGCUCCAGCCCCACCCCCCGUGUCCCUUGAGUGGAGUAAGUGGGUAUAGAAAAUGAAUGCAUGAACAGCGCUGUUAAUUUGUGUAAUAUUUCAGUUUAAUAUAACAGAUAUAAAUCUUUGUAACAUUCUACUUUUCCUAAAAGUAAUGUUUGUAAUUUUCCUUUUUGACCUUUCAUUGAUACCCCAAAAGACUUUUGCACAGUACUCAGACUUGUCCUUUGAGAUUUCAUUUGGAUAGUAUUUUUUUUUAGCACUUUAUGCUUCUUCUAUAGUUUUAAAUAUUGUUGCACAUAAAGAAAUAUAUAUAGGAAAUAUGAAAUGCAUGAAUAAUAUUAUUUGUGGUUUUAUCAAGGUAUAAUGAACAGCUGGUUGCAUAAAUCAGCAGGUUAUUAUGUAGUGUUCUUUUAGUUUGUGCUUGUGCAAAGAAUUGAUAUUUUAAUGGAUACACACCGAUAAAAAGAGAAUUGUGAGACCAUUUUAAAAAAUGUGUCAGCUGUUUAUUUGUACAAACUUGUUGAAAGGGAACUCUGACCCUCCUAUUUUUAGAUGUUUCAGGGUUAAAUUUUUUUCAUUUGGGACUAAAAAUUUAACUGGUUCCAUAUUGAUUUAGAAUGCAAGCACCAUCUUAGGCAAACCAGCUCCACAAUGUUAGUGUAUGGGGCAAGCUAAAAACACUCAGAGUAAACUGGUCUGGUCAUCAUGAACAGGUGAACAUGUCAUUCGAAGUGUCUGGGAGCAGGGAGAGGAUCUCUAUGGAGAUAAACAUGCACGGCCGAGUAUAUAGUUAGCUGCUUACCUUAGCCUCCAGUUAAUUCAGCAACAGUGUUCCCAACAGAGUUAUUGCAAGUCAUUUGCCAGUGAGAGGCUAAGGUAAGCGGCUAACUGUAUAAUCAAUCAGUCAUUUUCAAAAGUUAUUUAUUUAUUUAUAUUAAUGAAGUAAACAUGUACAUCUGUAUGAUCCUCUCUGUGCUACCAGACAUGUCUAAUGACACUCUGUGACAAGAAACAAUCUUUACUCUGAGUGUUUUUAGCUUGCCCAUACAAACCACCAGAGGCAUCAUCAGAUGCAGGAGCAAGGCUGCCAGCAUCAUGACAGACCCCUCCCACCCAGCACAUGGACUGUUGGCUCUCUCCCCUCAGGUAUCAGGCUGUGCAGUAUCAGAACUAGGACCACCAGGCUGAAGAACAGCUUCUUCCCUGAUGCUUUUCGGCUCAUAAACUUUGACAGGAUACCUGCUCACUGCAAUAUCUGUCCUGUCUCUCAAGACCUGUGCACUUGACACUUUAUAUCUUACUGCACCUUAUGUGUGCAUGUGUGCAAUUUCAUCUUUUUGCUGCUAUCAGGUUUAAAUGUCAGUAUGCGUAUGUGUGGAGGGGCGGAUACAGGGUUCAUGAAAAGGUGUGGGUGUAUGGGGGAUGCAUGCGCCCUGGGUUUUUUGGUCUAUGAAAAGGGGGUGUGCACCCCCCCAUGCCCCACCUCCCCUUUCCAGCUCUUGAUUGCCUUAGAAUAUCUGAUAGAGUUAAUUGUCUGGGACUGGAACAGGGAGAGUUAGAAAACAUGCAGAGCAGGUCAUCUCCAGGAACAAGGGUUGGUGACCCCUGCAGCAAGGUUAGCAAGGUUGUUCACCUUUUUUAGCCCAAGCCAGUUCAAAUGUUUUCUGUUUCUGUUCCAUGACAUCCUUGUCAUAGCAUCACAUUCAAGAUUAUAUGAGUUCAAAUGAAUAAAAAAACAGGUUAUCUUUUCUUCGUGACUGCAUUUUGUUUAGUUUUUUAAGCAGGGACGAGUGGAUGUGUCUGCAUGCUUUUUUUUUUUUUCUUUUCCUUUUGGGACCUCAGUACUUUUGUUCCUUCUCGUGUAUCACAUGUUUUUGGAAUGACAAUUAAAAUCCUUGAACAACAUUAUGUUGCUGGUUACCCUGACAGUGGUAGCAUUCUAAAUUAAUAUUGCAUGGAUUAAAUUCAUUUUUGUUCAAAGUGAAAAGACGACUCUCCCACCUCAAAACAUUGAAAUAAAGAACUUAAUUUGAAAAAUAGUGGAGUUUCCCUUAAACUUAAUUUCGACAAACAAUUUGUGUUACCAAUUCAAGCAGCUUCUUUAGGUUGUUUUUUUUUUGGGGGGGGGGGGCAGCAGCAGAAGGAGAGAUUUCUUUUUCUUGCUCUUGGAUGGAACUCAAAAAUGUGAGCGGAGGUGUUGAUGAAGCAUAGAGACUUGGAGCUCCUUGAAAAUGUCAAAUUGAGCAGUAGGAGGAGCACGCUUCAGCGUAAUGAUGGCCACAUGAGGCCUCAUGAAGUAUUUGCUGUGUUUUUUUAAGGGUUCAAAGCAAUUUGCACUUCAGUUUGCUUUACUUUAAAACAUACUGCCAUGUAGUGGGCUCAGA